AUGGAGAUGGAGGGGAGGGGCCUGUCUGAUUUGUUCAGGAACACCAGCGAGGAGAUCUUCCUCAAGGCAGUGAUGGAGAAAAUGGGAGUGGCAGCAGCGCCAAGCAUGGAGAUGCUGGGGUUCAAGAACAUGUCGCAAGGAUUUGGUUCAGUGAACAAUCGCCCUCGACAGCCAUCUAGGUUGUCAUCAGAAGCUGCAGGCCUUCCGAAUCAACAGCAUGACAUUGCUCAACAAAGUUUUAUCACUGACAACUUGGUUCCACAGAAUUUAGCAACUCCUUCAGUCGAAUAUCCAAAUAACCACAACCAGCAAUUGCUCAAAAAUGCAGCAGAGAAGGGAAUGCAAGCCAGUGACCUACUUCUAGCAAAAGCCUGGUUCCACAGCACUCAACCAAUGACUAGAAGUUGUUCGUCAGAGAGGAGGUAUGCUGCAAUGCAAACUAAUUUGGCACCAAUAACUAUAGGAAGCAUUGAAGCAACUAACCAAUUAAAACAAGAUUUUACAAACACAUCAAACAGCACACCAAUGAGCAACACACCUGUUCAUACACCAAAGUUUGUAUCUCCUUCAAGUUCAUCAACAUCCCCUCUGGAUAAUCCACAUAUGGCAGCACAAGAUACUAUUACCUCAGUGGUGAGCAUGCUCAAGGACACGCUUGAGCGCAAGAAGCUUGGUAGCCAUGCUAACAAAGACACCUCAGUAGGCAAUUCUUUUGGAUUCUAUGACACUCAGCAGUUUCAACAGAACAUUCUUGGAGGAACAGAUUUCUUUCCCAUAGUGACAACUGCCCAAGUUCAGGAUUCCCUGAUGCUUCCCAAGGUUGAGAGGCCCAUGGAACCAAACAAUGGUAACUUCGUUGCUCCUGCAAACCAGGUUUGGUUUGGUGCAGCGUCUCAAGAGCCUUCACACAGUGGAUCCUCUACUGCUAUGACCACUCAUUCAGCUGGAUUUGAAAUGUGUGAUGAGCUACCUCCUACAGGGCAAGCGAUGUCUGUUUGUGAGAGCACUAGAAAAAAUGCUGCAAAUGGAACAACCGACUGCAAAUCAAAAGGCAAAGAAUACAGAGAGAGGGUACAAAAGGAUACUUUGAAAGAUGAGAGAAAGAAAGCAGCCCUAACUCGAAUGGGAUCCAUUUCAUCAGAACAAGCAGCUGAUAAUAGAGAUCCUACAAAGAAGCGCAGGGUUGAGCGCUCACGUAAAAUGGCAGAAGCAAAGGAAAGAAGUUCCACACCAGUAAUACCAUCUGACAUGCAAGCCGUACUUAAACGCUGUGAAACCCUAGAGAAGGAGGUCCGAUCACUAAAACUUAACCUGUCUUUCAUGAACAGGAAAGAUUCGGAACAGACCAAGCAGAUCGAGGAGCUUCAGAAGCAAAACGAGGACUUGAUGGAAGAGAAGGAGCGGCUGCUGGAAGAGAUUGAAAGAAUUGUCUCCGACCCCAACACAUGA
Messenger RNA from Miscanthus lutarioriparius, 1449 nucleotides. NCBI's taxonomy places the organism in Eukaryota, Viridiplantae, Streptophyta, Magnoliopsida, Poales, Poaceae. The record is from the annotation of a GenBank genome assembly.